UUCAAUUAAGAAAAAAAAGAGGUUCAGUGUAUUGGCCAGCCGGUGUUGCGUCACAGCGCCACCAACCUGCAGCAGAAACUUUCUCAUCCAGCCGACUUGGCACAAGCAGGACGCCGGCGGAGCGGAAUGAUCAUUUUGGUGGAGGACGUAACUAUAAAGAAAAUCUUUUUAUUUUGAGUGCUUUCCAUGUCCUCUCCGAGAGACACGCACGUCCCUCUGAGUCUGAGCGCCAUGGCGCACAAGAGCAAGACCAAGAUGAAGCACUUUGUUCAGCAGAAAGUGGAGGUUUUCCGUGCCAGAGAUCCUGUGUCGAGCGUCCUGGUGUGGGGAGUCAGUCACUCGACAAACGACCUGAGCCGGGUGCCUGCACCUGUCAUGCUGCUGCCUGAUGACUUCAGAGCCAGCACCAAGGCGAAAGUCAGCAACCACCUCUUCAACAAAGAGAACCUGCCUGGACUGUUCAAAUUCAAAGAAUACUGUCCACAAGUCUUCAGAAACCUACGUGAACGCUUUGGCAUUGAGGACCAAGACUACCAGGUGUCUCUGGCUCGCAGUCGCCCGCUCAAAGACCAGGAAGGGCAGUGCGAGGGCAUGCUGCUCACGUCCUACGACCGCACUUUGGUGGUCAAGGAAAUCUCCGGCGAGGAGGUGGCAGAGAUGCACAACAUCCUGUCCGAGUACCACCAGCAUGUGGUCACCUGUCACGGCAGCACGCUGCUACCUCAGUUCCUGGCGAUGUACAGAGUGACAGUGGAGAGUGAAGACACCUACCUGUUGGUCAUGAGGAACAUGUUUAGCCACAGACUGCACGUACACAGGAAGUACGACCUCAAGGGCUCUCUGGUGUCUCGGGAAGCAAGUUUUAAAGAGAAGGUCAAGGAUCUUCCCACCUUUAAGGAUGUUGACUUCAUGAACAACAUGCAGAAGAUUUAUGUGUCUGAUGAGCAGAAGGAGAGCAUCAUGGACAAGCUGAGUAGAGAUAUUGAGUUCCUGGCGCGUAUGAGAAUCAUGGACUACAGCCUUCUGCUGGGCAUCCAUGAUGUGCAGCGAGCCGAGAAGGAGGAGGAGGACAUGGGGACGGAGUCGUCCGGCGCUGAAGAAGAGCCGGACGAAAUCGUCUCAGCUGUUGCUCCCAUGAGCUCCACCUUCCCUGCAGGCAUCGCUGGAUACAUGAGCUCCUUCAAAGCCAUGGGUCCCGGGGAGUUUGACCCUCAUGUGGACGUCUACGCCGUAGAGAGCGCUGUAGGUGCACCACAGAGGGAAGUGUACUUCAUGGGUCUGAUUGACGUUCUCACGCAGUACGACACCAAGAAGAAAGCUGCUCAUGCUGCCAAGGCUGUCAAACAUGGGGCGGGAGCAGAAAUCUCCACAGUUCACCCAGAGCAGUACGCCAAACGCUUGAGAGAGUUCAUCACCAAGAUCUUUGCCUGAUAGUGCAAACAGGCACCGAGCUUGCACACUCGUGGUGUCACCGUGCACCAUAUCCUGCUUAUUCACAUACUACCUUGCCUUUAAAGUCACGGUUCGCUUCACUUCAGGUACACUAAGGGAAUACAAUUAAAAACAUGCUUAGA
This is a messenger RNA of Nerophis ophidion (straightnose pipefish), 1574 nucleotides long. Its product is annotated as phosphatidylinositol 5-phosphate 4-kinase type-2 gamma-like. The record is from RefSeq and is a predicted model, not a curated record. Bases 187 to 1431 code for a protein of 414 amino acids. NCBI's taxonomy places the organism in Eukaryota, Metazoa, Chordata, Actinopteri, Syngnathiformes, Syngnathidae. Gene Ontology annotation, molecular function: phosphatidylinositol kinase activity. The transcript is spliced from 10 exons. Gene Ontology annotation, biological process: phosphatidylinositol metabolic process.